This is a messenger RNA of Torulaspora globosa, 723 nucleotides long. RefSeq names its product DNA-directed RNA polymerase II subunit RPB4 (gene RPB4). Gene Ontology annotation, biological process: mRNA export from nucleus in response to heat stress; positive regulation of translational initiation; nuclear-transcribed mRNA catabolic process, deadenylation-dependent decay. The transcript has a single exon. The coding region runs from base 1 to 723 and encodes 240 amino acids. Gene Ontology annotation, molecular function: nucleotide binding; translation initiation factor binding. Gene Ontology annotation, cellular component: RNA polymerase II, core complex; P-body. The record is from RefSeq and is a predicted model, not a curated record. Lineage: Eukaryota; Fungi; Ascomycota; Saccharomycetes; Saccharomycetales; Saccharomycetaceae.
AUGAAUGUACCUGUUUCGACAAUUCAGACGAGAAGGAGGUUGAAAAAAGUGGAAGAAGAGGAAAAUGCAGCAACGUUGCAGUUGGGACAGGAGUUUCAGAUGAGGCAGUUGAAUCAUCAGGGCGAAGAGGAGGAGCUGAUUGCAUUGAACUUGAGUGAAGCUCGGCUCGUCAUAAAGGAGGCGCUUGUAGAGCGGAAAAGGGCUUUCAGGCGUACGCAGCACAAGCGAAAGGCUAAAAAGAGAGAUAGAUCGAACGCUGUGAAUAAGCAGGAGGAUGACUCCACACUAGUGGACGGUAGGGAGAACGAUGUGGGGCCCAACGGACAGCACUAUGGAGACGGGAGUCGUGAUAGCGAUCUCGAUGACGAGGAAGACGAGGAAGACGACAAUGCAUUUAUGCACACUGAGACGCGUGAAAAAGAGCUAGAAUCUUUAGAUGCGCUUCUGGAGCAGACUACAGGGGGAAAUAACAAGGAUCUUAAGAAUACAAUGGAAUAUUUGACAAAUUUUUCUAGAUUUCGGGACCAAGAGACGGUCAGUGCUGUCAUCCAGCUGUUGAAGAGCGCUGGGUUGCAUCCUUUUGAAGUAGCUCAGCUGGGAACGCUUGCGUGUGACACGGCAGAUGAAGCAAAGACGUUGAUACCUAGCUUGAAUAAUAAAAUCUCAGAUGACGAUCUGGAGAGAAUCCUGAAGGAGCUGUCGAAUUUGGAAACACUAUACUAG